AUGACGCGUGGGACAGACAGAGGGAGAUCAAAUCACACUUUAUUUGUCACAUGCGCCGAAUACAACAGGUUUAAACCUUACAGUGAAAUACUGACUGACAAGCACUUAACCAACAGUGACGUUCAGGGAAGAGUUACGAAAAUAUUUACUAAGUGGACUAAAAUAAGAAGAGUUAAGAGACCGGUAAUACAAUACUAUAUACAGGAGGUACCGGUAAUACAAUACUAUAUACAGGAGGUACCAGUACUACAAUACUAUAUACAGGAGGCACCGGUAAUACAAUACUAUAUACAGGAGGCACUGGUAAUACAAUACUAUAUACAGGAGGCACUGGUAAUACAAUACUAUAUACAGGAGGCACCGGUAAUACAAUACUAUAUACAGGAGGCACCGGUAAUACAAUACUAUAUACAGGAGGUACCGGUAAUACAAUACUAUAUACAGGAGGUACCGGUAAUACAAUACUAUAUACAGGAGGCACCGGUAAUACAAUACUAUAUACAGGAGGCACCGGUAAUACAAUACUAUAUACAGGAGGCACCGGUAAUACAAUACUAUAUACAGGAGGCACCGGUAAUACAAUACUAUAUACAGGAGGCACCGGUAAUACAAUACUAUAUACAGGAGGCACCGGUAAUACAAUACUAUAUACAGGAGGCACCGGUAAUACAAUACUAUAUACAGGAGGCACCGGUAAUACAAUACUAUAUACAGGAGGCACCGGUAAUACAAUACUAUAUACAGGAGGCACCGGUAAUACAAUACUAUAUACAGGAGGCACCGGUAAUACAAUACUAUAUACAGGGGGUACCGGUAAUACAAUACUAUAUACAGGGGGUACCGGUAAUACAAUACUAUAUACAGGAGGCACUGGUAAUACAAUACUAUAUACAUGAGGUACAGAGUCAACGUGGAGGCUAUAUACAGGAGGUACCAGUAUAGAGUCAAUGUGGAGGCUAUAUACAGGGGGUACCAGUACAGAGUCAAUGUGGAGGCUAUAUACAGGGGGUACCGGUACAGAGUCAAUGUGGAGGCUAUAUACAGGGGGUACCAGUAGAGUCAAUGUGGAGGCUAUAUACAGGGGGUACCAGUACAGAGUCAAUGUUGAGGCUAUAUACAGGGGGUACCGGUAUAGAGUCAAUGUUGAGGCUAUAUACAGGGGGUACCAGUAGAGUCAAUGUGGAGGCUAUAUACAGGGGGUACCAGUACAGAGUCAAUGUGGAGGCUAUAUACAGGGGGUACCGGUACAGAGUCAAUGUGGAGGCUAUAUACAGGGGUACCAGUACAGAGUUAAUGUGGAGGCUAUAUACAGGGGGUACCAGUACAGAGUCAAUGUGGAGGCUAUAUACAGGGGGUACCAGUAC
Oncorhynchus keta (chum salmon) is the source of this 1364-nucleotide messenger RNA. RefSeq lists its product as uncharacterized. The transcript is spliced from 3 exons. The coding region runs from base 1 to 942 and encodes 313 amino acids. NCBI's taxonomy places the organism in Eukaryota, Metazoa, Chordata, Actinopteri, Salmoniformes, Salmonidae. The record is from RefSeq and is a predicted model, not a curated record.